Molecule: messenger RNA, 824 nt
Organism: Habropoda laboriosa
Lineage: Eukaryota; Metazoa; Arthropoda; Insecta; Hymenoptera; Apidae
Gene: Chd64
Product: myophilin
Exons: 4
Coding region: 94-660 (188 amino acids)
Molecular function (GO): protein binding
Source: RefSeq, a predicted model, not a curated record
CGGCUGGUCGUGACGAUCGAAAUCGUUGUUGGUCCGUGCGUUUCUUCUCUUCAUUUCUUUUGUUUUUAUAGUGAAACGCGAGGGUGAAGCAAAAUGGCUAGCAACAGGGCUACCAAGUCCGGAUUCGCGGCUGAAGCACAGAGAAAGAUUAAUAGUAAAUACAGCGAGGAGCUGGCGCAAGAAUGUUUGGAAUGGAUCAAGACGAUCACAGGCGAAAAUAUAAACACCAACGGGGACAUGGACAAUUUCUAUGAAAUCCUGAAGGACGGGACGCUACUUUGCAGACUAGUGAACGAUAUUAAGGAGGGAUCGGUAAAGAAGAUUAAUAAAACCAGCUUGGCCUUCAAGUGUAUGGAGAAUAUCAACGCAUUCCUCGAGGCUGCGAAAGGGUUAGGUGUCCCUGCUCAAGAGACCUUCCAGACUGUUGAUCUCUGGGAAAGACAAAAUCUCAAUUCAGUUGUGAUUUGUUUACAAUCCCUCGGUAGAAAGGCGGGUAACUAUGGUAAACCAAGUAUCGGACCAAAAGAAGCAGACAAAAAUAUCCGUAAUUUCACCGAGGAACAAUUGAGGGCUGGACAGGGUGUAAUUAGUCUGCAAUACGGCAGCAAUAAGGGUGCUAAUCAGAGUGGCAUUAAUUUCGGGAACACUAGACAUAUGUAAACAUCUUUCAUCUAAAUGUCAUUUCGAAAAAAUUCCAAUUUCACUCGCGUCUCUUAUUUUAUCUUUACGAUGUACUAGACUUAGGGACAAAAUUUUGUUGUACAACAAUGUUUCUUGUCGUGGUCCAAGUUAAUUCUAAAUGGUACACAAAACGCAUCGUGCCA